AUGUUUUUCUUUUUCACGCUUAUCGCCUUUGUCUUUCCCAUAGCUACACCAGCUGAACUGCUCCCGAGAAAAGUAGUUGAUCUCACAAUCGAAGCCGGCAAUCUUGUUGGCACUGGCGUAAUAGAGUUCAAGUCACCCAUUCAAAAUACUGAUGUGGCCACCAAAACAGCCCUGACGUGCAGUGAUACCUCGUACGUCGCAACAGGAACGUAUCAGACGGGCCCCACAACUGCUGCCAUAAACGAGGAGACGUCGUUUCUUUCCACUUCACCCACUCUUACACCGUCUCAGCCUUUCCCCCUCGUUCCAACAACUCAUCAGUACUUCCCAAAUGUUUCUACCGGGCCGACACCUACUCCAACAACCACAGUUCCUAUAGUGUCUGGCGCCAUAGCCUUGCACCAUGUGGCUCAUACCUCAUUCUUGAGCCUGGUCGCGAUUGGCUUCUAUCUUCUUGUCUUUUAG
This is a messenger RNA of Fusarium poae, 465 nucleotides long. RefSeq lists its product as uncharacterized. The transcript has a single exon. The record is from RefSeq and is a predicted model, not a curated record. NCBI's taxonomy places the organism in Eukaryota, Fungi, Ascomycota, Sordariomycetes, Hypocreales, Nectriaceae. Bases 1 to 465 code for a protein of 154 amino acids.